AUGAGUAAUGAAAUUCUUCCAAUAAUAUUUCUCGAGAAGUAAACUCAUAAACAACUUCUUGGUUCAGCAAAAACACUACUAUUCUUUAAAUAAGAUAAUGAGUCAAUCACUCAAUAUAUUAAAAAUAAUAAGAAUUUACAGAUCAAUUAAUAUUUAAAAACUGAAAACGAUUCAUAUGAUAAUAUGGUCAGUUAAUUGCAUUAAUAAAGACAACUUCGUUUGCCUCCAACGAAAGUGAUCAAUUAAUUAAGAAGAUAAAAAAUGAAUGUAGACAAAAUACCAAAACCUAAGGCUAAAAAAAUGCCAAGACCUUCGUAUCAAAUUAAUCUUAAUACUAAAGAUAAAAAAUAACUCUAAUAAUAAAUAUGUCAUUAUGUUUAAUAAGCAAAUAAGUUAUAAUAAUAUAAACUAUCAUAAAUUCAUUCAAGACGAUAAGACUUUAAGCCAUAUUUUAAUUUCGAAGAGUUUUCAUAUAUGGACGAGAUUUUUCCUCAUUCAAAUCUAGUUAAAAAAAAAUUUGGACUAAAUGAACAAACUAUGUUCAGGAAUUCAAUGGGUUUAGAAAAAGUCAUUUUAUAAAGAAUUAUUUAAGGAUAAUAAGAUGAUUGA
Paramecium sonneborni is the source of this 609-nucleotide messenger RNA. The record is from the annotation of a GenBank genome assembly. NCBI's taxonomy places the organism in Eukaryota, Ciliophora, Oligohymenophorea, Peniculida, Parameciidae.